Messenger RNA from Exophiala spinifera, 1431 nucleotides. RefSeq names its product protein transporter SEC61 subunit alpha. The record is from RefSeq and is a predicted model, not a curated record. Gene Ontology annotation, biological process: SRP-dependent cotranslational protein targeting to membrane, translocation; post-translational protein targeting to membrane, translocation. NCBI's taxonomy places the organism in Eukaryota, Fungi, Ascomycota, Eurotiomycetes, Chaetothyriales, Herpotrichiellaceae. The coding region runs from base 1 to 1431 and encodes 476 amino acids. The transcript is spliced from 4 exons. Gene Ontology annotation, molecular function: signal sequence receptor activity; transmembrane protein transporter activity; ribosome binding. Gene Ontology annotation, cellular component: Sec61 translocon complex; membrane.
AUGAGCGGCCUCCGAUUUCUUGAUCUGAUCAAACCCUUUACGCCCCUCCUACCGGAGGUGGCAGCGCCGGAGUCCAAAAUACCCUUCAACCAGAAGUUGAUGUGGACAGGAUGUACACUUUUGAUAUUUUUGGUCAUGAGCCAGAUGCCUUUGUACGGCAUCGUCUCCUCUGACACCUCCGAUCCUCUUUACUGGCUGCGUAUGAUGUUGGCUAGUAAUCGAGGAACGCUGAUGGAGUUGGGUACCACGCCCAUCAUUUCAUCAGGCAUGGUCUUCCAGCUCCUUGCCGGUACUCACCUCAUCGAUGUCAAUCUCGAUCUCAAGUCCGAUCGCGAACUCUACCAGACCGCACAGAAGCUGUUCGCCAUUAUCCUGUCUUUCGGUCAAGCCUGCGUUUUCGUCCUUACUGGUCUUUACGGCCAGCCAAGUGACCUCGGUGCCGGUAUCUGCCUCCUCUUGAUCGUUCAGCUAGUUAUCGCUGGCUUGGUUGUCAUCCUGCUUGACGAGCUGCUGCAAAAGGGCUAUGGUCUUGGAUCUGGAAUCUCAUUGUUCAUUGCGACAAACAUCUGCGAGUCGAUCAUCUGGAAGGCAUUCUCCCCCACCACCAUCGAUACCGGCCGUGGAAAGGAGUUUGAAGGUGCAGUCAUUGCUCUUUUCCAUCUGCUCGUCACCUGGCCAGACAAGACGCGCGCGCUCCGUGAGGCUUUCUACCGACAACACCUCCCUAAUGUCAUGAACCUGUUGGCCACUUUGACUGUCUUCGCGGCGGUCAUCUACCUCCAAGGUUUCCGCGUCGAAAUCCCCGUCAAGUCCUCCCGCCAACGUGGCAUGCGCGGCUCGUACCCUGUCCGUCUCUUCUACACCUCCAACAUGCCCAUCAUGCUGCAAUCGGCUCUCGCAUCCAACAUCUUCAUGAUCAGCCAGAUGCUCUACACUCGCUUCUCGGACAACUUGUUGGUCAAGCUGAUCGGUACCUGGGAACCAAGAGAAGGAUCCUCUCAGCUCUACGCUUCCGGUGGUGUCGCAUACUACAUGUCUCCUCCUUUGAGCUUCCGUGACGCUCUCCUCGACCCGAUCCACACCGUCAUCUACGUCACCUUCAUCAUCGUCACCUGUGCAGUCUUCUCCAAGACCUGGAUCGAGGUUUCUGGCUCGGCUCCCCGCGACGUCGCCAAGACACUGAAGGAGCAAGGUCUCGUCAUGGCCGGACAUCGUGAGCAGAGCAUGUACAAGGAGCUCAAGCGUGUCAUCCCCACCGCUGCCGCUUUCGGUGGUGCUUGUAUCGGCGCUCUCUCUGUUGCAAGCGACAUGCUUGGUGCUUUGGGCAGCGGUACUGGUAUUCUUCUGGCAGUCACCAUCAUCUAUGGCUACUUCGAGAUCGCAGCGAAGGAAGGCGAUUUCGGCCAAAGUGUCAAGGGCCUCAUCGCCUAG